GGCACUGGAAUUGGAAUCGUGUUCGCCUGUCAGUUGCUCCACCACCGCCGAUACUGGGGGACGACUGCCCUCGCGGAGAACACGUGGUUGAUCCGAGUUCCAAUAGUGCAUUCAAUCCAAAUAAUUUAAAUACAGCGUUAUAAUUUUAGUGUGAUAAAAAAACAACCGAAACUAAAAAUGAUGUCCACGUGUUUGUUGGCUCAGACCAGGCGAGUCCUUCCAAGAUCCUUAGAUCGUAGCAGCUCCAGCUCAUCGCUGCAAUCAAAGGCAGCCCCCACCAUGAUAUCCCAGAAGCAAAGUGAGAUGCCCGACUGCGACCACCGCCCGGUGGCCUACAAGGGCUCCAGCUACGAGCAAAUCCUCAAGACCCGACGCAAUCACCUGACACCGAAUCUGCUGGCCCACUUCAAAAAGCCACUUGUGAUCCACGCUGGUCACAUGCAGUGGUUGUACGAUCACGAGGGCCGGCGCUACCUGGACAUGUUUGGCGGAAUCGUUACUGUGUCCGUUGGACAUUGCCACCCAAAGGUUAACCAGGCGCUUAGCGAGCAGACUGCCAAACUUUGGCACACGACUAACAUCUACAUGCACCCCAAGAUCCACGAGUAUGCCGAGCGUCUAGUGGCCAAGUUCCCAGGAAAUCUCAAAAGCGUGUGCUUCGUGAACUCCGGUUCGGAGGCCAACGAUCUGGCUAUGCUAAUGGCGCGCCUUCACACAGGCAACCAGGACAUCCUUUCCUUGCGCAACUGCUAUCACGGUAUGUCCCCCUACACCAUGGGCCUCACGGCGCACUCCACCUGGCGCUUUCCCCUGCCGGGCGUGAACAACGGACUUGUGCACGUGAUGAACCCCGAUCCGUACCAGGGCAUUUGGGGCGGUUCAAACUGUCGGGACUCGCCUGUGCAGACCAACCGAGACUGCCAGUGCGCCGUGGGCUGCCAGGCCAGCGACGCCUAUUACAACGAGCUGGAGGAGACCUUUAAGUAUUCCUUGCCGCGCGGCAAGGUGGCUGCCAUGUUUGCAGAGUCAAUCCAGGGGGUCGGCGGAACGGUGCAGUUCCCAAAAGGGUAUCUGAAGAGGGCAGCAGCUCUGGUAAGGGCUAACGGAGGACUCUUUGUGGCCGACGAGGUUCAGACUGGCUUUGGGCGAACCGGUGAGCACUUCUGGGGCUUCGAGGGCCACGACUACUUACCCGACAUAGUCACCAUGGCCAAGGGCAUUGGAAACGGCUUCCCGCUAGCCGCUGUUGUCACCACGCCAGAGAUCGCGGCCUCCCUGGGCCAGGCCCUGCACUUCAACACUUACGGAGGGAACCCAAUGGCCAGUGCCGUAGGCAUUGCCGUGCUAGACGUAAUCGAGGAGGAGCAGCUGCAGCGCAACUCGCUGGAAGUGGGCACCUACUUUCUCACAGGCCUGGCCAAACUGCAACAGCGCUUCGAGAUCAUUGGCGACGUGCGGGGAAAAGGCCUGAUGAUUGGCGUGGAGCUGGUGGGAAAUCGAGAAAAGCGUACCCCUCUGGCUACGCCCCACGUCCUGGACAUCUGGGAGAAGUGUAAGGACCUAGGAGUGCUCUUCGGACGCGGGGGUCUUCAUGGAAACGUUCUCCGCAUUAAGCCUCCCAUGUGCAUCACGCUGGCUGACGCGAACUUCGCCGUGGAUGUGCUGGCCCGGGCCAUCACGGAGUCGCUACCCGAGAAUAAUUAACGAAGAUUUGCGAAGACGAGAGAGUGUUUGUAGGAUGGUCCCAGUUGCAUUUAUCUAUCUAAGUAGUUACUCCUAGCAAAGUCUUAUGCAUUUUUUUAUCCUUAAGUCGUCGACUAUUCAAAAAUUAAAAGAAUUGGUUUUUAUACAUUACUGCGAUCCGAAAGCGCGAAAGUGGACGGGGGAAACCACACCAGAAAACCCUCCGCCUACUGCCAGCCAGAUUAUCUUGCAUCUUUACAAUUACCUACUGCGGGUAAACAUUUCUUCCAUAUUAAUCCCUCAAACGCUCAUGCCAAACUUACACACAACUCACUCUUGAAUGCUCUAAAAUCAUAAUAAUAUCUAUCCAUUUUGAUUGGCUAUAUGACUUUAAUCUUCUAUUCCUUCGGAACUUAAUAAUCGUUAUAACCAUUUGUUUAUAUACUCAUCAGAAGAUAUUCCCAAGCUAUUUAAAAAGUCCAGUAACAUUGACAUAUUAUAAAAAAUAACAAGAGAGUGGAGUUCCUAGAUUAUCAGAUACUCGUUACUUAACUAGUGAAAGUGCAAACGAAAAAUUUCAACAUUUUCUAGAAUAUCGGUUGAAAUUGGGGCGUGGUAUUUUUGGGCGGUUCGGUGGCGUGGAAAAAAAUUGUUUCGCCAAAUCUAUAGAUAUGUACAAGACUAAUAAAAAUAAUAUCAAUCAUUUUUCAAAAGUGUGGGAGUGGCAGUUAUUGGCGCUUUGUGGGCGUUAGAUUGGGCGUGGCAAUAUGGGACAACAAACUUGCGCUGCGUCUCUGCCUCUGGAAGCUGUAUGUUUAAUCUAUUGAUCCUGAUAAAUAAUAUACAUAUUUUAUAUUAAAUGGUCGCAAAUGGUCUCUGUGUA
Drosophila yakuba is the source of this 2566-nucleotide messenger RNA. RefSeq names its product alanine--glyoxylate aminotransferase 2, mitochondrial. The record is from RefSeq and is a predicted model, not a curated record. The transcript is spliced from 4 exons. NCBI's taxonomy places the organism in Eukaryota, Metazoa, Arthropoda, Insecta, Diptera, Drosophilidae. Gene Ontology annotation, biological process: glyoxylate catabolic process. Gene Ontology annotation, cellular component: mitochondrion. The coding region runs from base 178 to 1704 and encodes 508 amino acids. Gene Ontology annotation, molecular function: L-alanine:glyoxylate transaminase activity; pyridoxal phosphate binding.